UGCCAGUAAAGACCAUAGAAAAAGAAGAAGACCGCAUGGAUUAAGCUAGAAAACUGCUGCAUUGUCCCAUUCCUGCUAAUAUUUCAGCAACCAUGUCUUCAGCUCAGCAUCUCAGAGAGUUUAUCAGAGAGAGACUAACUGCUGCUGCUCAAGAAAUCUUCACCGAGGUUGAAAAAACCAUCAUUUGCUACGAGGAAGAGCUCGAUGCUCAGCGCAGGAUGAUGGGGAUCAACUGGAAACCAGAAAUUAAGCUACACAGAGUCGGUUCGGAGCUGCAGAGACAAAGUUCUGACCUCCAACAGCCAGGUGUCUCCAAUGAGGAGGAAGCUUCUGCCACCCAACAAAUCUGGAGCCUGGCAAGUAGGUCCAGUCAGAAUCAGAAAGAAGCAGAACAUCAGUGGACUGAAGAGGUACAGAUGGAACCAGAACCAAAAUGGAUUAAAGAAGAAGAGGAGGAACCAGAACCUACACUGCUCAAACAUGAGCAAAUAGAAUAUCCACUAACAAAUGUAAAAAAAGAGGAACUAUAUUCUUCAGCACUUAAACAUGAACAGCAGCCACCAGAACAUUUACUAACUGGACAGGACCAGAAGAACCUCUGCAGCAGUCAGGAGAGAGAGCAGCUUGUCCAGAAGCAGUUUGCUGCUUUGAUUGAGACUUCUACUCUUCAGGAAGAUGAUAUGAAUGAAGAAGAGAGAAGAACAGAGCAGUUUUCCCUUCAUAUCUCUCCAGUGGUUGAGAGGAAAAAUCAGGAAGGAAGCAGCUCCUCUGUGUCAGAGAAUCAGUCUGGUACCAGUACAAAGAAAAGAUCUUUCAAAUGUGAAAUGUGUGGGAGAUGUUACACACAACUGUGUAAAUUGAGAAACCAUUACAGAACCCACACUGGUGAGAGACCUUUUUCAUGUGAAACAUGCGGAAAAAGUUUCUCUCUAAGUUAUAUUUUAAAAAGUCACAAGAAAACUCAUACAGGAGAGAAACCUUUUUCAUGCCAGUCAUGUGGAAAGAGUUUCUCUCGAAUAGGUAAUUUAAAGGUCCACAAAAGAACUCAUACAGGUGAGAAACCUUUUUCAUGUCAGUCAUGCGAAAAGAGUUUCUCACGAAUUAGUCAUUUAAAUCGUCACAAGACAAGUCAUACAGGUGAGAAGCUUUUUUCAUGCCAGUCUUGUGAAAAAAGCUUCAAUCGAAGGGAUAAUUUGAUCAUUCACAUGAAAACCCAUACAGGUCAAGAGCUGCUUUGAAGCCAAACCUGUGAAAAAGUUGCCUUUGAAAUUGGUCACUUAAUUAUUCUCAUUAGAACCCACAGGAAUGAGAUGGGUUUUUCAUGAAAUAUGGAGAAGAAAGUAUUCUUUCAUGCUGGUAAACUGAAUUUUCACAUAACACAAAUACACAAAUUAGUCAUUAACUCACACAGAUUCACUGUAAUAAAUAUUAAACCCUGUCUUGGAUUGUUUCACUUUCCAAACAUUAGACCUUCACCUAUUUUUGAAGGUCUAAUGGUUGCCCAUUUAGACCUGCAUUUUGCCCAUUUAAGGAUUUUUUAGCAAAUUUUGUUAAAUUUUCUAAAGAAUAUUUAGAAUAUUCAACGUGAUUUCAACUGGCUUGGAAGUGGAAAUAUUGAAGGUCUACGGUACUUGACAUGCUACUGGCUGACUUUUGCAAAUUAGCCAAUGAGGACCUUUCAGAACCCUCCUCAGAUUUCCAGGAUGGACAUCUGCAAGUCAAAUGUUUGUCAUGAGAAACACACAAAUAUUCAAGCUUUGCUGAAGAAUUUCUUGUCUAAAUUUAUGUGAGACUUGGAUGUAACAACUUAAUAAAAGCUCUGACAAAUACAA
Xiphophorus maculatus (southern platyfish) is the source of this 1832-nucleotide messenger RNA. Its product is annotated as zinc finger protein 32-like. Gene Ontology annotation, molecular function: DNA-binding transcription factor activity; RNA polymerase II cis-regulatory region sequence-specific DNA binding. Gene Ontology annotation, biological process: regulation of transcription by RNA polymerase II. Lineage: Eukaryota; Metazoa; Chordata; Actinopteri; Cyprinodontiformes; Poeciliidae. Bases 93 to 1238 code for a protein of 381 amino acids. The transcript is spliced from 2 exons. The record is from RefSeq and is a predicted model, not a curated record.